This is a messenger RNA of Bolinopsis microptera, 900 nucleotides long. RefSeq lists its product as uncharacterized. Gene Ontology annotation, molecular function: protein heterodimerization activity; transcription coactivator activity. Bases 1 to 900 code for a protein of 299 amino acids. The record is from RefSeq and is a predicted model, not a curated record. Gene Ontology annotation, cellular component: SAGA complex. The transcript has a single exon. Lineage: Eukaryota; Metazoa; Ctenophora; Tentaculata; Lobata; Bolinopsidae.
AUGACAAAGAAAUUGUGGGGAGAAAUCGAUGAUGAACCUGAAAUUGACACAAGUGUAGCUAGUAUGAAGCCAGCUGAUAUGCUUAUUCCCAAACCUUAUAAACUUAAUAGCACACAUGAUGAUACUCCAGAUCACCCAUUCUUGAGACCACCAACCUCACGGAAGGGCUCCAACUCUAUUCUUCAUGCUAUAGAUUUAUUGAGACACAAUCAAGAGAUUCAGUCCCAGAAGACAAAGCUUCAGAAGAGAAUCAUGAAAACGAAAGGUGAUUGUGAAAUACCAGAACUUCCUCCAGCACCUAAUGAAUUUUGUCAAAAUCUACCAGAUGCUUCAAAUUUGACCAAGUCAACAGUUAUAAAAUUAACUGAGGUACCCUCAAUAUCGGAGGAAACAGCAAAUGUAUUACUCAAAAAAUCAGCUGCAUCUAUUUUGUGUCAUGUUGGUUUCACGUCUGCGGAUUCAGACGCUCUCGAUACACUCUCUGAGAAUCUUGGUGGUUAUCUUCAGAAAUUUUCUCGUGAGCUCCGUAAUCAACAAGACAACUACAUAAUGGGUCACAAGACUUCUCGCACAGAUGUGUUUGAGGCUACUUUAUAUGAGCAUAAAAUCAGGGGCUACGAAGAAUUCAUUAGUUUUGCAAAGACUUGUGUCAUAGAUUACACCUUGAAGUUAGACGAUAGGAGAAAAACUAUUGAAGCUGAGUAUGCCAUACUUUCUAAAACUCCUUAUCAUUCAGCAAGAUCAAUACCGGUUCAUUUUCCUAAUGUUAAUACGGUUGAUCUUCUAAAAGGUGACUUUGAGCCAGAACCUUCAUCUCCUAAUAUUGUUACAGAUCAUGAGACUGAAGGGAUUUCCAGAGAUGUUUUCAUGCACGAGCCUAACGGAAUAUUUUACCACUAG